This is a messenger RNA of Dermacentor andersoni, 3071 nucleotides long. Its product is annotated as protein lifeguard 2-like. Gene Ontology annotation, biological process: negative regulation of apoptotic signaling pathway. Gene Ontology annotation, cellular component: membrane; endoplasmic reticulum; Golgi apparatus. The record is from RefSeq and is a predicted model, not a curated record. NCBI's taxonomy places the organism in Eukaryota, Metazoa, Arthropoda, Arachnida, Ixodida, Ixodidae.
CGCGCGCCUCUCGCCACUGCAAUCCUCGACGCUGCAGUCGGGCACGAACUAACGCGAGUGUGUGCUUAUCUCCUCGCUUGCGAAAAACGGAAGAGCGCGGAAGCUGUCGUUGCCGUUUUCUUCAGAACGGGACUGUUCACGUCCGUAUGGUGUUCAUUUCAUGAUUCUGUCGUACCGGCGAACAUUUUCGUAGAGUAAACACCAUGUCAAGCGGCCCGUACCCUUCUCAACAGCCGCCACUGUUUCUUCAACCUAUAGUCCAGCUUCCCUAUACGCCCAUAAUGCAACCAGCAAAUCCGAGUGCGCCUUCCGGCCUAUCGUACCCAACGAAUCCUGGAUUUAUGCCAACGCCCGUGCCGCAACCCGGAAUUCAAAAUUCUGGAUUUGUGCCAACGCCCGUGCCGCAACCCGGAAUUCAACAUUCUGGAUUUAUGCCAACGCCUCCACCGCAACCUGGAACUCGGCAACAGCAACCCUACAUUGGAUUUGCGCCACACGACCAGUUUCCAGCUGCACCGCCUCCAUAUCCAGGUCCAGGACAAGCAGACUUUGGGAAGCCAUCAUCGGGGAUGAGUUCACCUGUUGGCACUAUGGAAAGGGACACCACACCAACGCUUGAAUCCUGGAAUGGCUUCUCCAACAAAGAGAUCAGGCGUGUCUUUGUUCGAAAAGUGUAUGCUAUCCUCAUGGUCCAGCUCACCAUCACAUUUGGUGUUGUGGCUUUGUUCGUAUUCGAGCCACAUGUUAAGUUAUUUGUACAGAAGAAUUUUGAAGCAUACAUUGCUGCCUAUGUUUUGUUUAUUGUCCUCUACAUAGCACUGGUCUGCUGUGAAAGCCUGAGGCGAACUUACCCUACAAACAUGAUCCUGCUGUUUGUCUUUACACUGGUGAUGUCCUACAUGGUCGGCGUGAUAUCGAGUUUCCAUGAUACUGACACUGUCCUCAUGGCUUCCGGAAUCUGUGCAGCUUGCUGCCUGGCUGUCUCUAUCUUCUCCUGCCAUACAAAGUUUGACUUCACCAGCUGUGCUGGCUUCCUCUUCAUUGCUGUUUGGGCUCUGUUUCUCUUUGGCAUCCUCACAAUCUUCACCUACAACAGGAUUAUGAACACAGUGUAUUCUGUUCUCGGGGCUGUCCUCUUUAUGGCUUUCCUGGCCUUUGAUACCCAGAUGCUCAUGGGUGGUCGCAAGUUGGAACUGAGCCCUGAGGAGCACAUCUUUGCUGCACUGCAGCUGUACAUGGACAUUGUGCAAAUCUUUCUGUUCCUAUUGAGAAUUGUGGGAAGGCGCUAAGCUGUAGGAUGUAGCCAUGCACAUUUGGUGAUGACUUCCAUGUUCUUGCAGAGCUAUACUUCCCUCUAAUACCAAACCGACCUUGCCGUUAUUUGCGUGAGCUAUUAUUCGGCAGGAGUCAACCUUUCGCAGACAUGCACUGCAAAAAGCAGUUUUCUUCUCUCUCGGAAACCGAAGUGCUGGCAUGUGUGGCUAAAUCAUUCAUAAAUCAAUGAUUUGAGGCAAUCUGGUUUCAAAGUUGAAUUUUGUAGUAAUGAAGGCUGUUGCUUUUUGCAAGCUUUGAUAUCGGCACCUGGUGCUGAUAUCUAGGCCAGCUGACCUCGGAAGGAAAAUACACCUUUGUCGAGUCCAGCCACAAAGCUACUACGAAGUAAAAGUUUCUCUAAGCCCUAGGCACCUUAAUAUAAAUGGCCACAAAUAUGCUCUCAGGUGAGCUGCCACAGGAAGUUUCCAUACAGUGCAGCAGAACGAAUGUUAUGCAUCAUGUCUGCCUCUGUCCUGUCAUUUGUCCACAGAGUUACCCAUUGCUAAAGUGGAGUAACAUGUGGGUCUGGCCGUUAGCAAAGUGGUUACAUAUUGUAGUUAGCAGUAGCCUGCUCGUGUAAACUGUGAUCAUACAUGUUUUCUCUAGCUGAAUUAGGCCAACUCUUGAGCACGACUGUUUGGCUUUCACAUUCUGCUGCUGCAACUAUUAUUCUGUUAUUUCGUUUGUGCAUUUUGGAUUGUAUAAGGAAGGGAACAUUGGAAAUCACUGUCACAUGCUCUCUUUUGUGCAUUUCCAAGUCUUACAGGUAAAAUUUGUGAUGCUGUUUUGUGUAAUGUAUUCCUUGGAUGAACAAGCCGAGAUGUUUUAGCUUAUGAGAAACUACUCGGAAUAUAUUUUGCUACUGCUUUUUUUCCCUUUAAUUUCUUUUCCCUCCAUCUAUCACGCUAAGUGGCCAAGAAAAGUGAAAAUGAUACAGCAUGCGAGCCGUUAUAGAAUGGAAGAAAGGGUGCUUACAAAACACGGUUCAAAAAGUCAUUAUGUGUAAGAUGCCCAUUUAGUGCAGAUAGAAUGCAAAUGGCACGUUGUGGUAGCGGAGUACCAUGUUGGGACAGUCAUUGAAUCCCAACUCUUCAAACACGUGCGAGUGCAAUCUGCACAUCACCGAGUCCUGUACUUUUGUGAAUAUGCUUAACUGUUCAAAAAAAAAUUCAUCCAGGUCAUCACACAAGCUUUAUGUACCAAAUUGCAGCAUUCUAGACCAAUGGGAAGCCAUGGGAGGCCUAUGUUUGUCCAUACCGAGGUUGUACAUUUCUUACCCUAGUCUUCGAAGUGUGGCAUGCACCCCCUUUGUGGUGAAAUGUACCAAUGAGCCACGAGAAUUUUGUUGAAAGCCAGAAAUGAUGCUCGAUAUUCGGGUUUCUUCCCAUUUGAGCAGUUUUGUAUGUACUGCAAGUUCUACUGUCAGAUAUGUUAGUGAAUGUUGUCACAAUGUUCAUCUUCAUUAGAGCUCUGUGGUGUUGUGUAAUUUUGGCAUUUUUAAAAGAAAUUGUGAGGACCUUAAUUGGUUUAAAGCAUUAACGUUAAGCCCAGCAUGCGGGCAGGUUGGCAUUAACUUCCAAGGUUUUUUUAAUUAAGUAGUUUGCUUGGACAAAGUUUUGUGUAUUGGUAGUGAUUAUGUUUAUGUAACUUUUCUUGUAUCUUAAAUAGUUGGUGUGGACAAAGUGUUGUGUAUCGGUAGUGGUUAUGUUUUUAUGUAAUUUUUGUGUGUUAUGAUAAAAUAAAAAUGAACUGAAGAA